AUGUUUUUUAAAAGAUAUUGCGCUACCCGGGCGGACAAAUUGUUCUUUUCCUUUUUUCUGAAACAAACUUUGGACAUUUUCAGUGGAAUUUCGUUGCAUAUUCGUCAAACGACGACCACUGCUUCCUCCGUCAACGCCAACAGCCUUAGUACCGCGAAUAAUAUAACUUCUAAUGCCGCCGCUCCUGCUAAUUCUCUUUUCCAAAUUAAUCCUACCAACAUUAACGUAAAUAUUCAACAACAGCAACAACAAAAAAGCGAUACUUUAACGGCCGGCGACUUGCUUAAUUCAAAGUCGGUAGCGCAAUUAAUUGGUGCCGAUAAAGCAUUUUCCUUUACGAAAAAUAUGACUAUGUCUCCCGCUUUCUGGGCUGAUGAACGGAAAAACUCUUCGCCAUGAUCAGGCAAUUGGGCAUUCCCACGUUUCAUAUAACGUUAACAGCGGCAGACGCUCGCUGGCCCGAAUUAAUUUCCGUUCUUGGUAAGGUAUUACAUCAAAAAUCGUAUUCCGACAUCGAAAUUAGCGAAAUGUCAUCGGCGGCGAGGACGCGCCUCAUCCAAAGCGAUCCGGUAACCGUCGUUCGCUAUUUCGAUAAUCGCAUUCGUCUAUUGAUGGCUGAAAUGCGAAAAUUUGGCUUCUUCAAGUCAUCCGUCGAUUCAAUUUCCUUCCCCCAUUCCGAUAAUGAAGCUUCUUUUCAAAAUAACACUUCCAAUCCCGUUGACGCACCUUUUGCUAAUAAUUUUACAAAUCGUCCAGUAAACGUCGUUUAUCCAUUAGUAGAUUUUUAUUAUCGUGUCGAAUUUCAGCAUCGGGGAGCACCGCACAUCCACGGUGUUUUGUGGCUCAAUGGAGCACCGGUGUUUGACGGCACGAAUGGCGUAGACUGCUCGAAGUUCAUCGAUAAUUUCGUGAGCGCUUCGGCGUCGGGCGAAGGUCUCAGAUAUGCUACUAAUGUCGAAACUGGUGGCAUAUCAGAGACAUAA
Molecule: messenger RNA, 983 nt
Organism: Psylliodes chrysocephalus
Lineage: Eukaryota; Metazoa; Arthropoda; Insecta; Coleoptera; Chrysomelidae
Source: the annotation of a GenBank genome assembly